Cygnus olor (mute swan) is the source of this 632-nucleotide messenger RNA. RefSeq names its product olfactory receptor 14C36-like. Lineage: Eukaryota; Metazoa; Chordata; Aves; Anseriformes; Anatidae. Gene Ontology annotation, molecular function: olfactory receptor activity. Gene Ontology annotation, biological process: G protein-coupled receptor signaling pathway. The record is from RefSeq and is a predicted model, not a curated record. Gene Ontology annotation, cellular component: membrane. The transcript has a single exon. The coding region runs from base 42 to 632 and encodes 196 amino acids.
UUGUCUUCUUGAUAUCAGCAGAGUUUUUUCUUCUCACCGUCAUGGCCUACGACCGCUACAUUGCCAUCUGCAAGCCCCUGCACUACGGGACCCUCCUGGGCAGCAGAGCUUGUGUCCAGAUGGGAGCAGCUGCCUGGGGCAGUGGGGUUCUCAAUGCUGUCCUGCACACUGCCAAUACAUUUUCCCUGCCCCUCUGCCAAGGCAAUGCUGUGGACCAGUUCUUCUGUGAAAUCCCUCAGAUCCUCAAGCUCUCCUGCUCAGACUCCUACCUCAGGGAAAUUGAGCUUCUCACAUUUAGUGGUUUUCUGUUUUGGGGGUGUUCUGUUUUCAUUCUUUUCUCCUAUGUGCAGAUCUUCAGGGCUGUGCUGAGGAUGUCCUCUGAGCAGGGACGGCACAAAGUCUUUUCCACGUGCCUCCCUCACCUGGCCGUGGUCUUUCUGUUUCUCAGCACUGGCAUGUGUGCCUACCUGAAGCCCCCCUCCAUCUCCUCUCCAUCCCUGGACCUUGUGAUGGCUUUCCUGUACUCGGUGAUGCCCCCAGCAGUGAACCCCCUCAUCUACAGCAUGAGGAACCAGGAGCUCAAGAAUGCCAUUAGGAAAGUGAUGUCAUGGACGUUUGUAAGGAUGUGUUGA